GCGCGAAUACAACCAGAAGAUGUCGAAGAAGUCCCAGAGACAGCCAACACGUUGAAACAAUUAAAAUCGGCACAAGGAGAAGGUCUUUGGGACUUCGAGGACGCAGAAGAAUUUUCAGACGACGAGCAGGAGGAAGAGGAUCAGAACAAUCAACUAGAAGCCGACUGGGAAGUUCCGCAGAAAGUCCUAGCUCCCGAAAAGAUUUGGGAAAGUGACAGUGAAGAGGAAGGAGGCAUUUUGAGCAAGCAGGGCGAGGAAGUGGAGGCACUUCUGAAGAAGUACAAAAACCCGGAUGGAGAUGACCAAUCAGAGGAUGAGGAGGCUGAACCUGUGCCAGAGCCAGCCCCCAAAGGGAAGGCUUCUCCAAAUACCACUGACAAGCCGAAGGGGCCAAAGGCAAAGGCGAAGGCCAAAGCGAAAACAAAAAGUGACCAACCCAAAGUGAACGGUACGGCCCUGCAGCAACGAACUGUUGUGCCUGGGUCUCCGAGCAAUCCAAAGGAAGGGCCAAAACCAAUAGAACUAAAACAGGACCGAAGGGAAGAGAGUGCAAAGACUGAAGAGGUUGAAGAGACCAAGAAGUCGACAAAGCCUACAAACGAGAAAUGCAAGGACGCACAGGGUACAGAAAGCAGCAAAACUGAAAAAAAUCAGACAGAAGUGACGGAGGAUGAAUUGAAACUCAAGGUGAUCACCUUGCUUCAGAAGAAAGGUGGUUCAAGCUAUUUGAGUGUCAUGUCAUCAGCCCUGGGAUUGAAGAGUCUGAACUCAAGCUUUGGGCAAAAAGCCUUGGCAGUCUUGCGAGAGGUGGCCGAGUACGACACCAUGCCUGGAGAGGCACGGGUGGCAGUCCUUCUGAAGGUGCAGUAUUGGGGCCAUGUGGCUGAGGGGCCAGCAGCCCCAUCAGAACUUGCCAACAGGCGACCGUGGUGCUAUCUGGAUUCUUCUGGAAAAGCAGUUGGAGAUCGCGCCAGUGCGCAGCAUGCGGUGACUCAUGGUGUGGACUUUUAUCGUGCUCGCCUCUCUGCCAACAUGAACGCGUCUUGCUGGUUGCCAGCCUCCAAAGCCCCUUCCCAUUGCAAUCUGCAGGUAGACACUGCGACAACUUGAGAGCUAGCCGACAGUCGCCGUUCUGAGCCUUUCUGCCGUGCAUAGCUGUUGAGAAAACAGACUAAGCAGACCAAGCAGACUUGGAUUUUCCUGAGCGGAUUCAGUUUCUUGAAGUCCAGCUCAUAGAAGUCGAUCUGUGUUGCCUCGGAAGUGGGAAUCCCUAGAUAG
Cladocopium goreaui is the source of this 1278-nucleotide messenger RNA. NCBI's taxonomy places the organism in Eukaryota, Dinophyceae, Suessiales, Symbiodiniaceae. The record is from the annotation of a GenBank genome assembly.